This is a messenger RNA of Sphenostylis stenocarpa, 651 nucleotides long. The record is from the annotation of a GenBank genome assembly. Lineage: Eukaryota; Viridiplantae; Streptophyta; Magnoliopsida; Fabales; Fabaceae.
AUGACGCAUCGAGUGGACCACGAGUAUGACUACCUGUUCAAGAUCGUUUUGAUCGGAGACUCAGGUGUUGGCAAGUCCAACAUCCUCUCCAGGUUCACUCGAAACGAGUUCUGCUUGGAGUCCAAAUCCACUAUCGGAGUGGAGUUCGCCACCAGGACUCUUCAGGUAGAGGGAAAGACUGUGAAAGCACAGAUCUGGGACACAGCAGGUCAGGAGCGGUACCGAGCCAUUACCAGUGCUUAUUACAGAGGAGCUGUCGGUGCUCUACUUGUAUAUGACAUAACUAAGAGACAAACCUUUGACAAUGUCCAAAGGUGGUUGCGUGAGCUGAGGGACCACGCGGAUUCUAAUAUAGUUAUCAUGAUGGCUGGAAAUAAAUCUGAUUUGAGCCAUCUAAGAGCGGUUUCAGAGGACGAUGGUCAAACCUUGGCAGAGAGGGAAGGUCUCUCGUUUCUUGAGACAUCUGCACUGGAGGCGACCAACAUUGAGAAGGCAUUCCAAACCGUUUUGACCGAAAUUUAUCAUAUUGUUAGCAAAAAGGCACUCGCAGCUCAGGAAGCAGCUGUUGGUACCACACUUCCGGGUCAAGGUACCACCAUCAAUGUUGGCGAUGCAUCUGGGAAUACAAAGAGAGGCUGCUGCUCCACUUAG